Molecule: messenger RNA, 1941 nt
Organism: Aspergillus wentii DTO 134E9
Lineage: Eukaryota; Fungi; Ascomycota; Eurotiomycetes; Eurotiales; Aspergillaceae
Exons: 8
Coding region: 1-1941 (646 amino acids)
Biological process (GO): regulation of DNA-templated transcription; DNA-templated transcription
Molecular function (GO): zinc ion binding; DNA binding; DNA-binding transcription factor activity, RNA polymerase II-specific
Source: RefSeq, a predicted model, not a curated record
AUGGUCACUCCAGGUGAAGACGAGUCGUCACCUCACCCAAGGAAUUCCAGAACAUCAACUCUCGCCAAGCGCAGGCGGAAUGCCCGUGCCUGUGACCGAUGUCAUAAGAAUGCCUCCAAGUGUUCGCCAGGGGUAGACGGGACUGCCUGUGUCCGCUGCAGUGAGCAAGAGGUUGAUUGUACAUAUAACAGGCCCGUCAAGCGGCGCGGUCCCCCGUCGAAGCGGACACGAAUCGCGAGCGAUGCACAACCUACAGAUAAUCAGUCACCGGAAAGUCAAGACCCUAGGCCUCAUGAUACGCCCUCGUCCAUAAACCCAGAUGCCGCUGAGGAUGGACCUCUUAUUUCCUUCUCUGAUAAUCCUGCAUCCACAUACCUAGCGCACGAGGAUGUCGUUAAGCCGGAGAUAAUUGAGAGUCUUGUUGAUGUUUUCUAUCACGCUGCGUAUCCGUUACGGCCGUAUUUCCACUGGCCCACCUUCCGCGCUCAGAUUUCUCAGCAGCUCUACCGAUCUGACUGGGGGCUAUUUAUUGUGACGAUGGCGGUUUGUGCUUUGGCUGCAGGCAGGCUACACGAUGGCAUUGCCAUGCCUCCAGAUCCUCAUCCUCUGCGUUUUGAAGCCGUCACACUCUCGUCCGAAUGCUACAACGCUGCUGUCAAAGCUAUUCCUAGUGAUAUUACGGAGGCGAUUGAGUGGUACCCACUCAUGAAAGCGAAGGCGCUCCUAGCGUCUGCGUGUCUACAGAACGGGGAAUUAAAAAGGGCGGUUGCGCACGGUGGAGACUACAUCUCAAUAUCACUGAGUCGAGGAUUUCAUGAUGAAGAAAACUGGCCUGGUAAUCUGACUGAGAUUGAGAAGCAGGAACGGCGUCGUUUGUUUUGGGGCUUUUAUCAGCAUGACCAGCAUUUAGCCAAUAGCUUUGGUUUUGUUUCGCGGCAGCGGGAGGCAAAGGCGACAGUGUUAUAUCCAGCCGAAGUGUAUGAUGACGAGGACAUCACAGAGGCUGGCAUUCAACUUGAGCCAAAAAAAGUCUCUUUUCUUCGCGGCUGGAACUUUUGUUCUGAUCUUUACCGUCUCCUCGAGCACAUGGAUGGACUGGUUAGAGCAGCACGGCAGACUUCGGUUGAAGAGCCCGGGGGACUUGUUACCUCGUUUCUUUCCCGUCGUCAGCCCCCGAAAAAUUUUGCGUCUGAUAGUCUUCAUCUUGUUUCGAAGCUCUUCGAAGACCUACCAGACAAUCUAAAGAAAAUUAAUUCGAUGACGGGGGAUCCACAAACAGAUCGUUAUGGGUUUGUUGCCUCAAACAUUCUCAUAACCACUCAGACCUUGAAAAUGAUCCUCGUUGGGUGUGAGAAGCCAAGUGUGCAUGCUCGUUGCGCCAUUGCGACUGAACUCCUCGACGAAUUAAGCACUAUCCCCCUUGCAUUUUUCCACGCUUCAAGCACUGUGACACUACAUCAUCUGGCUCAGGUUGGCCAUAUGCUUGCAGGUGUCAUUCAGCGACCUGUGUCAGCAUGGACGUAUCUCCAAGUCAGGAACAUUCUUCUUGUACUCGCUGAAUUCCUCACUAAGAUCGAGUCGACUCGUUUAUCCGCCCCCGGUCUUGCUAUCAAGCUACGAGGCCAGAUAAGCAGGAUUGAUCAGUGCAUGCAGCAAAUCUCGCAGAAUCCUGAACCUGGUCUAUUGUCGAUUGGUCAAACCUUACUUUCAGACUCCCAGUUGUUUCCAGAUCGCGUGCGGCCACAACAACCCCAAUCUACAGACCCCACCGUGGGAAAUCCAUUUGAGUUUCUACAGCCAUAUUCAUCCCAAGCUCCCUUGUUGGGUGAGGGUGCUUCGCCCACGGACCAGCCCUCGCUUCCAAAUGAUUUAUUUGACAAUUGGUCCUUCUUCCUAGGACAGACAGGUUCAUUUGAACCGGCUUCUUCUUUUCAGCUUUAG